Gregarina niphandrodes is the source of this 408-nucleotide messenger RNA. RefSeq lists its product as hypothetical. The transcript has a single exon. Bases 1 to 408 code for a protein of 135 amino acids. The record is from RefSeq and is a predicted model, not a curated record. NCBI's taxonomy places the organism in Eukaryota, Apicomplexa, Conoidasida, Eugregarinorida, Gregarinidae.
AUGGUCACAAACAGAGUUAAAGGCGAAAACAACAACGUGGUCGACCGACUUAGAAAAGUACUAGUAAAGGACGUGGACAUGGACGUGGACAUGGACGAGCACCCAUACAGCAUAAUCUGCAGCACGGGACUCGCCCUACAAGCCACAGACGAAGGGAAGGAUCACCAAAGGCUGAGUCCUCUCAUUGAACGCGCCCUGGACGCCUGGUGGUUCAAGAACGGGGCCAAUCGGUUCUGCGUACCGCAUCGGCUGAGGAAAACGCUCUCCGAUGGGCUGCACUUUCAGAGCGGCGGGCACCGGGGGGUCUGCAUGCGAAGACAACUGCAAGCCCAGUACUUCUGGGCAAACCUUUGUCGCGACAUCAAGCAGUGGACAAGAGAAUGUUUGCUCUGCAUACAGCUUACUUAA